This is a messenger RNA of Acanthamoeba castellanii str. Neff, 297 nucleotides long. RefSeq lists its product as uncharacterized. NCBI's taxonomy places the organism in Eukaryota, Discosea, Longamoebia, Acanthamoebidae. Bases 1 to 297 code for a protein of 98 amino acids. The transcript is spliced from 2 exons. The record is from RefSeq and is a predicted model, not a curated record.
AUGUCGCUACGCAAGGUGAGCAGCUAUGAGGUGAAGGACUACGGCACGCCGGUGCACUCGUCCAUCCUGCAGCCGGCCUUUGUUGAGAUCUCGCGAAAGGCCAACAUCGUCAAUCAGUUCCUCACCAUUGAUGCAGAUGAGAUCGACGACGAACUGAUGGCGGCACUCCACAUCUCGUCCUUCCCUGCAUUCGUCGUGCACAAGGGUCCAUCCGUCGAACCCACCUCCUUCUCUGUGCAGACCAAGGAGCGCUUGAUCACCAACAUGGCCAAGGCAGGCGUCAUCGAUGACAAAUAA